AUGAGGGUCAUUUUAUCAGCUGGUUGUGUUGUGGUUGCUAUCUUAUGUGUUUUUCUUGUGAGUGGUUUGGUUGUGGCGGAUGAUGAUGCUAAGGUGGUUAAGGAUGAUAAGCACUUAUUUCCUCAUCCCCACCCACGUUUUUUUAAGGAAGGAGGUCUUGGGCAUGGGAUUUACGGGAAGGGGUUUAGGCAUGGAAGGUUUGGUGGCGGUGGAGUUGGUGGAGGCAUUGGCGGUGGGGGUGGUCUUGGCGGAGGUGGGGGUCUAGGAGGUGGUGGUGGGCUUGGAGGUGGAGGAGGUGCAGGUGGUGGGUUAGGAGGUGGUGGUGGUCUAGGUGGGGGAGGAGGAGCUGGUGGUGGUGGGGGUUUAGGUGGUGGUGGUGGGUUUGGUGCUGGUGGAGGAGCCGGUGGAGGUGGUGGUCUUGGUGGAGGUGCUGGAGGAGGUGGCGGGCUUGGUAGUGGUGGUGGAGUGGGUGGUGGUGCAGGUGGAGGCUUUGGUGGAGGUGCAGGUGGUGGUGUUGGUGGGGGAGGAGGUCUUGGAGGAGGUGCUGGCGGUGGAGGUGGGUUCGGGGGUGGUGGUGGGGUAGGCAGUGGCGCUGGAGGAGGCUUUGGAGCUGGAGGUGGUGGAGGAGGCGGAUUUGGUGGAGGAGGUGGUUUUGGUGCUGGUAGUGGGGCUGGCUUUGGCGGUGGAGCUGGAAUCGGAGCUGGCGGUGGCCACUAAUUCAAGUGCAAUCAUGAUAUGAACAUUAGUUUUCUGCUGCAACUUUUAGAGAAAUGAAUUAAUUUCUAGCUAUAUAUUAUUUACUUCGUAUGUUCCCUAUCAUGAAAGUACGUAAUGUGUUAAUAGUAGGGGUAUUAUUAAUUUGCAGCUUUAGCAAUCAGUAUUAUUCUUUCAUCUUAUUAUAA
This is a messenger RNA of Prunus mume (Japanese apricot), 902 nucleotides long. The record is from RefSeq and is a predicted model, not a curated record. Lineage: Eukaryota; Viridiplantae; Streptophyta; Magnoliopsida; Rosales; Rosaceae.